AGCUCGGGUGCGACGAUGUCCAAACGUGCAGCACCAUCGCCGCCAUAUUGGGUGAUUUAUAGUGAUAAGUGGGUUUCGGGCGAAACUGGACCGCCGUCGGUAUCGCAAAUAUCUGGCUACAAUGUGUUCAUCAUAUCCUUCCUUUUAAUUGAAGGGGCAUGGGACCAAGCACAGACGUGGGCGUCACUUACGGCUGAUGAACGUGCGACGUAUAAAUCUCAGUACGUCGCCGCGGGAAUCAAGUUAUUGGUGUCAGCGUUCGGAUCCACGGACGCGCCAACAAGUACUGGCGCCGAUCCUGUAGCCGUUGCGAACUCAAUGGCGGCUUGGGUCAUUGACUAUGACUUAGAUGGAAUCGACAUCGAUUACGAGGAUUUCAAUGCCGUCAACGCAGGCGACGGGAAGGCGGAAACAUGGCUUGCGACAUUUACCAGACAGCUCCGCACAAGCCUUCCGCAGGGACAAUAUAUAAUCACACAUGCCCGUAAGCAGGUUCUGUUCUCUCCUGGAAAAUUCGGUGGUGGAGCGUAUCUUACUGUAGACUCCGAUGUUGGGGACUUGAUUGACUGGUACAACGUGCAGUUCUACAACCAGGGUACAACCGAAUAUACGACAUGUGCCGGUCUGCUCACAGCAUCGUCAAGCACAUGGCCCAAUUCCGCAUUGUUUCAAAUCGCUGCGUCUGGUGUUCCCGAGAACAAGCUGGUGAUAGGAAAGCCCGCCAAUAGCGGAGACGCCAGUUCAGGAUACAUGGACCCCAGUGCGCUAGCUGUAUGCAUUGGGCAAGCUAAAUCUCAGGGAUGGAGUGGGGGCGCUAUGGUUUGGGAGUUUCCUGAUGCCGCGUCUUCGUGGAUCAGCACUGUGCGCUCCGACUCGUGGCCAGUGUAACUCACGUUGCCAUCUACUCCGUCAUGAGUGAUCCAGAUGCACUCACGGGCUAUGCAUUGACUGGGCAGCGGUAAGCCUGCCGGGGGCGCUCAUUAGCAUCCUGUCAAGCCCGACAAAGUUUCCCAGACGGUUAUCAGCAGCAUCGCCUAUCAUCAUUUCGCCUACUUCGGCGGUUGACGCCGGUCUGACGCCCCAGUGUGCAUUCAAUUAUGUCCAUUUAUUCGUUGUGCAUUGUAUCCAGAUUGAUACAAAUCGCGACAUCUAGCCUGAGGUCUUGAGGACAUACAGUAUAUACAAAACAUCCUAUCCCUCCAACAUUCUCUAACCUGUUCGUAGAGGACGCCCCCGUGCGCUUCCUGGUAUUGAGCAGUGUAGGUACAACUUAUAGGCCCGCUCCAAGACCACAAAGUGCAAGUGCAGCACGCAUCGUGUCUUCGUCUUUGCUGUGUUCCUGCGGCUCUAUGACCAUGACAUCGGUGAGGAUCGCCGGCUUCAUCAACUGCGUUGGUUCCGAAAUCGACGCUGACGUGGCCGGUGUAGCAGGGGUGGAUGCUGAUGUUGAGGGCGACCCUCCAGCAAAGCUCAGAUGCGGCGUCGGGAGCUCGUCGAUGUCUGUCUCUGUCUCAUCGCCGCUCGGCUCCGACUGCACAAAGCCACGCAGCGCCUUGCGUUCUGGGUGACUGCUGGCGUUGUCACGACGCCCGUUCAAUCUCGCAGCCGCACACGCCCACUCCAAAGUUGUACGCUUUCGCACCCGCCCAUACUCGACAAAGCCUCUGUGGGCUUCAGGCGUGUGCGGUCCAAUUCGCUGAGGAGAUGAUGUGAUUGGCGACGAAGGCAUCACGUCGUAGAUUUGCGGGGAUGGUUGAGGCUCUGGGUUUGUGCCUGUGGGUCGACCGGUAUGAACGUUCAUUCCCACUCUACGAGAUGAGCUGGAAGCGUUCUCCAAUACAUUCUCCAUAGUAGGCCGGCGUGAUAACGUGGGUCUUCUUGAUUUAGCAAUAGCUCUUGAAGCGUUCUCGCAUGCAUACUCGAGGGCGGAAGGUAGUGAGGAACAUCUUUGGACCGGGAGAGAGGUUCGAAGCCCGCUGUGGCUGCUCAUCGCCUCGAUGUUGAGACUGGUGGACCGUGCAAGAGGCGCAAUGCGACCACGAGCGAGUGACGAAGGAGGAAGUGCCGGAGUAGACAGUGUGCGACACAUUUGGCGCGAUGGAAGGGGACCCGACCUGUAUCCUUUGCCUUGUGAAUGGGAAGAAAACGGUCGUCGGUUUGUACUGGGAAAAUGGGGAGGCGGCGAAUUUUCCGAUGCAUUGGGAAGCGAUGUCGCGGAUCGUCGUUCGGUUUGACGCUUGUUCUGAAACCAUAUAG
This is a messenger RNA of Punctularia strigosozonata HHB-11173 SS5, 2256 nucleotides long. Its product is annotated as glycoside hydrolase. Lineage: Eukaryota; Fungi; Basidiomycota; Agaricomycetes; Corticiales; Punctulariaceae. Gene Ontology annotation, molecular function: hydrolase activity, hydrolyzing O-glycosyl compounds. The transcript is spliced from 10 exons. Gene Ontology annotation, biological process: carbohydrate metabolic process. The record is from RefSeq and is a predicted model, not a curated record. The coding region runs from base 16 to 888 and encodes 290 amino acids.